This is a messenger RNA of Vicia villosa (hairy vetch), 1230 nucleotides long. RefSeq names its product WRKY DNA-binding transcription factor 70-like. The record is from RefSeq and is a predicted model, not a curated record. The coding region runs from base 95 to 997 and encodes 300 amino acids. Gene Ontology annotation, molecular function: sequence-specific DNA binding; DNA-binding transcription factor activity. The transcript has 3 exons. Lineage: Eukaryota; Viridiplantae; Streptophyta; Magnoliopsida; Fabales; Fabaceae. Gene Ontology annotation, biological process: regulation of DNA-templated transcription.
GUGUUUGUGUAUGUGUAUUUUUUAGACAGAGAAAAAGAGUGUAACAACAAAACCAAACCAAACAAAAAUCUUGCUUAGAUUCCAAUCUUCAAAAAUGGAAAAUGAAAACCUAGGUCACGGUCGUGGGAAGGUUAUUGAUGAGCUAUUAAGAGGACGUGAGCUUGCAAAUCAACUUAGAAAUAUCCUCAAUGAAAGUGGUGGUGAUAUUGAUGAUAACAAUGGAUCAACAACACCAUUUGCUGAACAUCUUUUGAAGGAAGUGCUUACCACCUUUACCAAUUCUCUCUUGUUCUUGAACAAUACUCAAACUUCUGAGGGGUCUGAUUUGCAACUCACUAAAUCUGAAGAUUCUUUGGAGAGUAAUUGUAAGAGUAGUUCCGUUGUUAAGGAACGAAGAGGCUGUUACAAAAGAAGAAAAGUUUCACAAACAUGGGAGAAGGAAUCUGAAUAUUUAGUGGAAGAUGGUCAUCAAUGGAGAAAGUAUGGUCAAAAAACUAUCCUCAACACCAAAUUCCCAAGGAACUACUACAGGUGCACUCACAAAACUGAACAAGGAUGCAAAGCAACAAAACAAGUGCAAAAAGUUCAAGAGGAUCCACCUCUUUACAAAACAACCUACUAUGGUCAUCACACUUGUAGAAUCUUACAAAGUCCUGAGAUCAUUAUGGAUUCAUCACUUUCUCCUUCUAAUCACUCUUCCAUGUUCCUUAGUUUUGACAACUCUUUCCCAACACCAGCCAAACAAGACUGCCCUUUUCUCUCAUCACCUUCUUAUCCAUCAACAUCAUCAUCAAUAUCAUCAUUGAAAAUGGAAUGCAAGGAAGAGAUUGUUCAUCCUCCUCAUUCAUCUUCUGCUAAUGAUUAUUACCUCUCUGGGCUCACUUUUGAUGAUUCAGAAAAAGGUGUCACACUAUCAUCUACCCUUGAUUCACAUCAACUAGGUGUCAAUAUUCCUGAUAUCAUGUAUGAUGAUGUCCUUAAUUGGCCUCUUUCUUGAAAUUUGAUGAUUCACUAUGUUUUGGUGAAUGAAUUGUCCUUUGUCUUAGUGUGUUUUUCCAUUAUGGAUUUUAGUUUAGUAUGUUUGCUAGCUAGUAGGAGACAUUAGGUUCAUAUGGUUGCUAACUAGCUAGCUUGGCUUCAUUUUGUGUAAAAUAUGUUUUGUAUUUAUCUAUUUCCAAUGAAAAAGUGACAUAAUUUUAAUUAUCAACAAAAGUAAAUAUGUCAUACGUA